Molecule: messenger RNA, 3827 nt
Organism: Linum tenue
Lineage: Eukaryota; Viridiplantae; Streptophyta; Magnoliopsida; Malpighiales; Linaceae
Source: the annotation of a GenBank genome assembly
CUCUGCAACAUUCCCUUCUCCAAAGGAGGAGGAACUUCAUCCCACCUCCGGCAGUCACCGACCAAAAAUGGCGAACUAGCAGAAAGCCCUUUUUUCUCCUUCACGUUACACUCUGACCACACCCACCUUCAAGCUCCUGUGAAAACCUCAAAACAAACCCAUAAUCCGCCAUGAUCGCGAAGAAAGUUCCCCUCUUCCCCCCCAAAACCCUCUCUCAAUCCGUCCUCGUUUCCUACUUCUCCACCUCGUCUCCGUCUCAAUUCCAGCCUCACCAGUCGUGGAGGCAGCAGCAGGAGGAGGAUUCGAGGUCCGUGAGUGUCGCGGUGUGGUGGGAUUUCGAGAAUUGCAAUUUGCCGGCUGGGGUCAAUGUGUUCAGAGUGGCGCAGACCAUCACGGCUGCGGUUCGGGCCAACGGGAUCAAAGGUCCCGUUCACAUCACGGCGUACGGAGACGUCUUCCAGCUUUCUAGGGCGAACCAGGAAGCUCUUGCCUCCACUGGAAUCAACAUGGCUCACGUCCCCAAUGGCAUUUCCCUCCCCCCCUCUCUCUCUCUCUCUCUCUCUCUCUCUCUCUCUCUCUCUCUCUCUCUCUCUUUGUUCUUCAUUUUUAUCCCGCAUUGCUUAUCUGGGUUGCUACUGUUGAUUCUAAAGAUUCAACCUUGGUUGUUGAUGUAGAGAAUUUGAUGGGGAAAUGUAUAGAGAUUGAGUUGUGUAUGGAUUGGAUUAAUGUUUUUGUCUUUUUGAGUAUUGUGAUCACUGAUCAAGUCCUUGAUUUUGGAAGAGAAUUAAGGUAUGGUGGUUUUUGGAAUCUGUGAGAUAGGAAAACUCUGUGCAUUUGAGAAUGUGUGGGUUUGAAGUAAGUGGACUUAUAUAUUAGAUCAAGUGAUUGUAAGGAUAUGCAGUUGGAAGAUUGUUAGAACGUCAGAGUAUGUGAAUUUUUUCUGACAUGCUUUCUCAAGGAUUGCAUAAUUAACAAACGGUUCUGAGUUUUUUUCUUUUUCUUUUUUCAUUCACAUUGUUGCAGGAGGGAAGAACAGUGCAGACAAGUCUCUUCUAGUGGGUCUAAUGGACUGGGUAUCCCAAAAUCCACCCCCAGCCCAUUUGUUCCUCAUCUCCAGUGACAGAGAUUUCGCGAGUUGUUUGCACAGGCUGAGGAUGAACAAUUACAACAUCUUGCUUGCAGCUAAAGAAGGUACGCGGGGCGUUCUAUGCAGUGCUGCAAGCAUCAUGUGGCACUGGAACGAUCUACUGAAGGGCGAGAACUUGGUGGGGAAGUAUUUCAACCAACCUCCUGAUGGUCCUAAAGGCUCAUGGUAUGGUCAUUACAAGUUACCCUUAGAAGAUCCAUUCGCGGUUCCUGAGCCUACACCGGCACCAUCACCACCACCAGUUUCUCCCAAGGUCGACGAGGAGCAUGUAGAUUCUAUUCGCCCCAUACCAAAAGCAGUGAUGAAGCAGAUUCAACAGAUUUUGAACUCACACCCUGAAGGUAUCAAAAUAACUGACCUUCGAGCCGAGUUGAUGACUAGCAAUUUGGCAAUCGAUAAGGAAUUUUAUGGCCAUAAGAAGUUCUCCCUAUUUCUCUUGGCUAUGCCACAAGUGUUGAAGCUUCAAAACAAGGGGGAGGGUAGGUUUCUCGUGCGAGCUGUUCCUGGCAGAACUCAUGAUCCAUCUGGAACUCUAGUUACCACAGCUACUGAUAUACAUAAUAAUAAUGUGAACCCGGUUCCUUCUGGCUCUUUGAAGAUGGAUACCGACGGUGUAGCUGAGAAGAAUUUGCCACCAUUGACCUCAUCGGAGCCAAAUGUCAGAGCUUUGGAAGUGGAUGUUCAUGGCAAGGAAUGCAACUUUCCUGUUAGUGAAAAGGUCUUGGAGAAGGCUAAUGGACAGGAAACAGAUAAGCAGUCAUCUGUAGUGAAGAAUGGAGAGCCUGACAUGGGAUUUUUCGGGACUCUUCGAAAGAUUUGGUAUGGAAGCUCUGAGAAGGGAACUGAUGACUCUCUGGAAAAAACUUCCACUGACAAGCUUGGAAGAGACGAAGUUGAUGAAAAGAACCGUGAAUUGCCUAGCAGAAAGUUAGAAGCAUCUACUCAAAGCCCGGCAAGUGAAAGCGACAGCAAUUCAGCUGUGUCUAGUGAAGACUUGAGCAGAAAUACAGGUUUGUUUAGUCGGAUUAAGAACUGGUGGAAGUCUAGGGGAAGCCGUGUAGAAUCUGUACACGAUCAACCCAGCAAAGUCCUUGAUCAGAGAAUUGUGGACAUGAAAGACCAUGAGGUCUUUUCUAAGGACGCGUUCUGGAGGGUUAUGGAGUCCUUUGUUAGGACACAGAAGGGGUCGCUAGCUAUAACAGAAUCCAGGACAAGGGAACAGAUGGCAACGAAUCUGCAAAAUGAAGGACCUUUGCUUCUGAAAUCUCUCAAGGAACCUGACCUACUUCUGUUGGUAGACAUCUUGAUAUCACAAAAGAAAUGGGUGGAUGAAUGUCCCUCCGGAUCUUCCCCUUUUAAGGUCACUCUAUCUAGGGAUAAUGCAGCCCGGACCACUUCUCAGGGAUCCAGUGGAUUGAGGUCUUUGUUUCUGAAAGAAAGGCAUCAGGGUGUUUCUCAUACUGGUGUUACGCCCCCCAUCGCUUACACGAAAUCCUCUGAUCGAUCUAGAAGUGAGAUACUGAUGGACUGCAGGAACCUUGUGCAGCAAGUGGUGAAGAAAUACCCCUAUGGUUACAACAUGGGCGCUUUCCGAAAGUUGUUCCUCGAAAGGUAUGGUUACCAUCUUGACAUCCAGAAGCUCGGGUACCAAAAGUUGGCAGCUUUACUGGAAAUAAUGCCAGGAGUGAAAGUCGAAUCUACUCACAUCCUUCCGUCUACCAAAACCCUAAAGUCUAACUCUGAUGGUGAAUCAUCGAAGAAGGAGAGCGAAUCAGAUUCUGCGUGGGAUGAGCUCGGUCCUCCGGAUGCCAACUCAUCAUCCCAAAAGGAUCCUGAUUAUGAGCCUUGCCUGUCUGAAGACGAUAAUGAUGAUGUGGAAUCUGAUUCAGAACCCGAGACUCUGGCUGCUUCAAGCAGCAGUCGACCUGAACAAAACUGUACGAAGUCCAAUGAGGAAAAUAGCUCGUUGCUAGAGAUUCUCGAUACAUGGUAUGGGAGUCAGAACGAGGAAACUGGAGGCAAGAAAGAGGAGUCUAAGAGGAAUGAUGAGGGGAAUGCUACAAUUAAUUUGCAGCAGCUUACCAGUUCGUCUGGACAAGUUGGAAAGACGGCUGAGGCAACUACUACUCAUAUGGCAUGCUCUGGAGGGACGAUGCAGAAACCGGUAAAGACUUAUUCUUUCGUCGAUGAUUCGGUCUGCCCUGCGGAUCAGCAGCAUAAGGUCAUUGAUGGGAUCUUAAGCAGGUUGAAGAACACUAGUGAUUCGAGGAUGCCGAGUUGAUUUAUUGCGCGUUAGGGAUGUUCUACCUUUUGUAGGGUUAGAUGUGAACAUAGUAUGGGAAACUAGGUAGCUACUGCUGCAAAAUUUCUGGUACCAUUGGUUGUUUAGGUUAGUUUCCUCGGGUAUCGUUUUAAGCCGACAAAGAGAAUCGAUGAUUGUGAAAUCGAUAUCGGAGACUAGCUAUAUUAUUAGUUACAAGUUCGGUUAUUCGGAAUUGGAUUAUGGAUUCAGGACUAGAGAGAACGUGACACAUGCUUGUAAGUUGUAACCCUAUUUAAAGAGACGCCCAGAAUUUGGUUAGUAUAUGGUGGCAUGGGAUGCUUGUAAUCCUCUUUAUGUGUCCACAAAGAGAAUAGUGUUUUUGUGACUAAAACAUAAUUAUCCAUAAUCAGAUCACAU